This is a messenger RNA of Catharus ustulatus (Swainson's thrush), 1568 nucleotides long. It is a transcript of the gene RAD9B, whose product is annotated as RAD9 checkpoint clamp component B. The record is from RefSeq and is a predicted model, not a curated record. Gene Ontology annotation, biological process: DNA replication checkpoint signaling; cellular response to ionizing radiation; DNA repair. Lineage: Eukaryota; Metazoa; Chordata; Aves; Passeriformes; Turdidae. Gene Ontology annotation, cellular component: checkpoint clamp complex. Bases 31 to 1263 code for a protein of 410 amino acids. The transcript is spliced from 11 exons.
GGGGCGGCCGUGAGGGGAGCGGGGCCCGCCAUGAAAUGCGUGAUCGGGGCCGCGCAGCUCCGAGUGUUUGGAAGAGCAAUACAUGCCAUAGCACGGAUUAGUGAUGAAUUUUGGUUUGACCCCGUAGAAAAAGGUCUUGCCUUGAGAUCAGUGAAUUCCUCGAGGUCAGCCUAUGCCUGUGUGUUCUUCUCAUCCAUGUUUUUCCAGCAUUACUGCUGGACAGCCGUGUCCCAGCCGUGCCACAAGGAGCAGCAGUUGUCCCUGCCCUGUAAAUUGAUCAUUAAGUCAGUUCUUCCUGUGUUUAGAUGUGUGAAUGUGCUGGAAAGGAAUGUAGAGAGAUGCAGCAUCUCCACCAACCCCAGUGAGCACCACAUCACCUUCCAGCUCCUCUGCAGGCACGGUCUUGUAAAAACCUAUAACCUGACAUUUCAAGAGUGUGAUCCCUUACAGGCUGUUUUUGCAAAGCACAUGUGUCCAAACAUUCUCAAAGUCCACUCCAGGCUGCUGGCUGAUGUGAUGAUUCACUUCCCAACCAGUCAGGAAGAAAUAACCUUGUCAGUAACUCCAGUGAAAGUUUGUUUCAAGAGUUACACUGAGGAAGACACUGACUUUUCAAGGACAAUGCUUACUGAGAUACAGCUCAGUCCAGAGGAAUUUGACUACUUUCAAGUUGGAGUAGAUUCUGAAGUGACAUUUUGCCUUAAAGAAUUGAGGGGGCUGCUGGCGUUCUCCGAAGCUGCGAGCGUUCCUGUGUCCAUCCACUUCGACAGAUGUGGCAAACCCAUUGCUUUCAGCAUUGAGGACCUGCUGCUGGAGGCCAGCUUCAUCCUGGCUACCUUGUGUGAGGCUGAGAAGGAAGCAGCUUCCCCAGAGCCUGCCUGCUGCCCACAGCCCUGGCACAGCUCCAGGACUGGCAUGGAUAAUCCUGACCAGACCUCCAUGGAUGGAGCCAGCAACGCAGACACAGCCACUUCCAAAAAGCCACAGCAGAAGGGAAACGCUCCAAGCAUGAACUCGGCAAAAGAAGAGGUAAAAAACAUUCCCAGAGGCCCAGAGAGGGAUGUGCCAGGCAGAGCAGGAGCAGCCAUGGCUGAGGCAGCAGCAGGAGAGGCCACAGAGGCUCCUUAUGAGAAGUUCCACUCCUUAUUCUUUGGAGCUGUCUCUUACAAGAAGGAGGCCAUUGGUGACACCUUCCAGAGUUUGGUGACAGCCAGUGACACUGAGGAGGAGUUUGGUGCCUUGCAGAGCUCCCAGGUUCUGUAGUGCAGAGUUGGGCUCCAAGGACAGACAGGAGGGGAGGGCAGUGGGGGCCCAGCAGCACAGAACCUUCUGGAAAUGUCAGUGCUCUGCUAAUGGCACAGAUUUAGUUCAGGAUUGACUCUGUUGAGGUUUGUGUGUUCUGCAGGAGCUGCUGGGGGUUCUGCUCUCAGAACUCUCACUGGAAAGAGGCUCAGGUUGAUUCAAACUCUGUUACCACAUCAGGCAAAUGAAGCUGCUGUUCUGGUGAAGGGUGCUGGAAAAAUAACCCAGCCCAGCUCCAGGAGAACUCAGGUUUUUACAGACUGCAG